Pantherophis guttatus is the source of this 2442-nucleotide messenger RNA. The record is from RefSeq and is a predicted model, not a curated record. Lineage: Eukaryota; Metazoa; Chordata; Lepidosauria; Squamata; Colubridae.
CGUGGCCAGGAAGCCGGAAACGAAAGGGAAGCUGGGCGGCGAGCGAGAGCCGGAGUGGGCUUUGGGGUAGGGGAGGAGGUCGUUGCCGCGCUCGCCGACCGCGGGGGCUGGUUGGCCGAAGGCGCCUGAGAGGAUAAAGCCGCGCGCCUUUGCUUGGACCAUCUGGACGGCGUGAAGAUAGUCUUCACCUAACAACCACAAUUGGAAGUGGCAACUCUGCUGAGCUAUGGGGUCAUUAAGUGAAACAACAUGUGACCGUGUUGAACUUAGUGUUGGUUCCUGUAUGGUCAUUAAGCAAAUCACCCAAAGUUGUUAAGCAAGACAUCACAUGUCCACAACUUGCAACUUACUGCUAAUUUUACUAUUUGGGAGCAAAUAUGCAGAGUACUUCAAAUUAUCUGUGGCUUCUAUCAGACAUCCUGGGACAAGGAGCUACUGCGAAUGUUUUCCGUGGACGACACAAGAAAACUGGAGACUUGUAUGCUGUCAAAGUAUUUAAUAACUUUAGCUUCCUUCGUCCUGUGGAUGUUCAGAUGAGGGAGUUUGAAGUGUUAAAGAAACUAAAUCACAAGAACAUCGUCAAAUUAUUUGCCAUAGAAGAAGAGACAACCUCUAGACAUAAAGUCCUUGUUAUGGAAUUUUGUCCAUGUGGCAGUUUAUAUACAGUUUUGGAAGAGCCGUCUAAUGCUUAUGGAUUGCCAGAAACAGAAUUUUUAAUUGUAUUGAGAGAUGUUGUGGCUGGUAUGAACCAUCUUCGAGAAAAUGGAAUAGUGCAUCGUGACAUCAAACCAGGCAAUAUAAUGCGUGUUAUAGGUGAAGAUGGUCAAUCAGUUUAUAAACUAACAGAUUUUGGGGCUGCUAGAGAGUUGGAUGAUGAUGAACAGUUUGUCUCUCUCUAUGGAACAGAAGAAUAUUUGCAUCCUGACAUGUAUGAGCGAGCAGUAUUGCGGAAGGACCACCAAAAGAAGUAUGGAGCAACAGUUGACUUAUGGAGCAUUGGAGUGACCUUUUAUCAUGCUGCAACUGGAAGUCUACCAUUUCGACCUUUUGAAGGUCCACGCAGAAAUAAGGAAGUGAUGUAUAAAAUUAUAACUGGAAAACCUUCUGGUGCAAUAUCUGGAGUACAGAAAGCAGAAAAUGGUCCCAUUGAAUGGAGUCGUGAUAUGCCUAUUUCCUGUAGUCUUUCUAAGGGAUUGCAGGUACUGCUUACACCUGUCCUUGCAAAUAUUCUUGAAGCAGAUCAAGAAAAGUGUUGGGGAUUUGAUCAGUUUUUUGCAGAGACAAGUGACAUACUGCAUCGGAUAAUUAUUCAUGUCUUCUCUCUUCAACAAAUGACUGCACACAAAAUUUAUAUUCACAAUCAUAAUAAUGUUACCAUAUUUAAUGAACUUGUCUACAAACAGACAAAAAUACCUUCACACAAUCAAGAAUUGAUAUAUGAAGGACGGCGUUUAGUACUAGAACCUAGCAGACUGGCACAAGCUUUCCCUAAAACCACAGAGGAAAAUCCUAUAAUUGUAGAAAGCAGAGAAGCUGUAAACGUCAUAGGAUUACUCUAUGAAGAAAUUUUGCUUCCUAAGGUUCAUCAACGUUAUGACUUGGAUAGCGAUGUAAGUAUGGCAAAAGCAGUAACGGGGGUUGUAUGUUAUGCCUGUAGAAUUGCCCGAGCCUUACUGCUUUAUCAAGAGCUCAUGCGAAAAGGAAUCAGAUGGCUAAUUGAACUCAUCAAAGAAGAAUACAAUGAAACAUUUCACAAAAAGACAGAGGUUGUUAUCAAGCUGGACUGUUGCAAUAGAAAUACAGAAAAAGCUAUGAAAAUAUACCAAAAUCUGGCACCAUCAGAAGUGGAUGACAUUUCAGAUAUACACUCAAAACUCUUACGGCUUUCUAGUUCUCAGGGAACAAUAGAGACUAGUCUUCAGGAUAUCAAAAACAAACUUUCUCCUAGUGGUUUACUAUCUGACAGCUGGACCAAUCAAGAUGGUACACAUCCGAAAGAUAGAAACCCAGAAAGGUUGCAAGUCCUACUGACUUCCAUAACAGAUAUUUAUUAUCAAUUCAAAAAAGACAAAGCAGAAAGAAGACUUCCUUAUAACGAAGAACAAAUUCACAAAUUUGAUAAGCAGAAACUAUUUUUGCAUGCCACAAAAGCUAUGACUCUGUUCAAGGAAGAAUGUGUCAACAAAUAUGAAACCUUCUUAGACAAGGCAGAGGAUUGGAUGAGAAAGAUGCUUCUUCUAAGGAAACAGUUACUAGGUCUUAGAAAAUUAUGCUUUGAUAUUGAAGAAGAAGUGUCCAAAUACCAGGACUAUGUAAAUGAGUUAGAUGAAACAUUGCCCCAUAAAAUGUUUGCUGCUUCCAGUGGGAUCAAACAUACAUUUAAUCCAGUUUAUCCAAGUUCAAACACCUUGGUGGAAAUGACUCUUGGGUAAGAAUUUUUAU